AUGGAAGACGAUUAUACUGAUAUUCCAAAGGUUCAAGGUGCUGAUUUAGAUGACAAUAAAUUAGAUAUAUUUCGUAGCUUUGCAGCUUCAAUCAUUGCGGAAUUUUCUGGGAAAUCAGCUAAUGAUAUUUUAAGUUUAUUGGAGGCACCUAAAAGUUCUGAACAUGGUGACAUUGCAAUUGCAAUUCCAAAACUGCGUAUUAAAGGAAAUCCUACACUAAUUGCUAAAGAAUGGGCUGAAAAGUUUAUUCCAAAUAAAUUUAUAGUUGGAGUAUUUCCCAUUAGUCAUUAUUUAAAUUUCAAGAUUUCAAAACCUCUUCUUACUAAAAUUAUCCUUGAGGAUGUAUAUAAAAAGAAAGAAAAAUAUGGUACCAACAAAUCUGGUGUGGGUAAAACUGCAGUGUUAGAUUAUAGUAGUCCAAAUAUAGCAAAACCAUUUCAUGCUGGCCAUUUGAGAAGCACAAUUAUUGGUAAUUUUAUUAAAAAUGUACAUAAUGCUCAUGGAUGGAAAACAAUUGGUAUUAAUUAUCUUGGUGAUUGGGGUAAACAAUAUGGACUUUUGGCUGUCGGAUUUGAGAAAUAUGGGUCUGAACAGAAAUUAAUUGAUAAUCCAAUCAAACAUUUAUAUGAUGUAUAUGUUAAAAUUAAUGCUGAUAUUAAAGAAGAUCCAAGUACCUAUGCACGUUUGAAUAUAGAUUUCGAUGUUUACUCUGGUGAAUCUCAAGUGAAAAAUGAGAGCAUAACACAAGCAUUAUCUGCCAUGAAGGAAAAAAAUAUUCUUGAAGAAUCAGAUGGAGCACUUAUUGCUGAUCUAAAAAAAUACAAGUCAGAUAUUGCAUUGAUACAGAAGAAUGAUGGUACUACUCUGUAUAUUACCAGGGAUAUUGGUGCUGCAAUUGAACGUUAUGAAAAAUACAAAUUUGAUGUAAUGUAUUAUGUUGUAGCAUCUCAACAAGAUUUACAUUUUAAACAACUUUUCAAACUAUUGGAAUUGAUAGGAGUUGAAUGGGCUAAUAAGUGUAGGCAUAUAAAUUUUGGUAUAAUUAAUGGAAUGAGUACUCGUAAAGGCACUGCUGUAUUUUUGGAUGAAAUACUAAAUCAAACUAAGGAAAGCAUGCAUGAGGUGAUGAAACAAAAUGAGAAUAAAUAUUCACAAAUUGAUGAACCUGAUAAAGUAGCUGAUGUAAUUGGUAUCUCUGCUGUAAUGAUACAAGAUAUGUCAGCUAAAAGAAUUCGUAAUUACUCGUUUGAUUGGAGUCGUAUGUUUUCAUUUGAAGGUGAUACUGGACCUUAUCUUCAAUAUGCUCACGCUCGACUUUGUUCAAUUGAACGAAAUUGCGGCCUAACAGUAAAUCCUUCAGCCAACAUUGAUCUUUUAUCAGAAGAAAUAGCGUCAGUUCUUAUGGAAAUGGUUGCACAAUAUCCCGAUGUAGUUAAGAGUGCUUUACAUACAUUAGAACCUUGCACAGUUGUGACAUAUGCUAUGAAGUUAAGUCACACGGUAUCAAUGGCUUUAGAAAGCUUAUGGGUUGUUGGAAAAGAACAUGAAUUAGCAGAAGCUAGAUUAUUAAUGUAUUGGGCAACUAGAAUAACGCUUGGAAAUGCACUUAAAUUACUUGGUUUGAAACCUUUGGAAAGAAUGUAA
Molecule: messenger RNA, 1644 nt
Organism: Entrophospora candida
Lineage: Eukaryota; Fungi; Glomeromycota; Glomeromycetes; Entrophosporales; Entrophosporaceae
Source: the annotation of a GenBank genome assembly